GGCUACGCUUGCUCUUUCUCUGGGAAAAUUUCACUACAAGUUGUGCAACAGCAGGAUAGUUCCCUGUGGAGCUCAGGAAAGUGGACCAUCACUUAUACACCUGGAAGCAACACCUGAGCUUUGAUGUUUGUUUGUUUUUUUUUUUUUUUAAUUUUCAAAGAUGACUUAUCACCAUACUUGGAAGUAUUCUGCCUUGCCAAAGCUUUUUGGAGGACCUACAGGCAGAUUUCAAAAUGAGUGAAGACUGUUUAAUGUGAUGUGUGAAUGACCGUUUGGCCUCGUCACUGAAUAAUGGAGGCCUCUGGAGUACAGACGUGCACUUUGGAACCUUUAUAAUGAAUCAUGGAGGAGAACAGCACAUUUUUGACCCCUGAGUACAAUGACAGCGCCCCUGAAUGGGCACCGAUGCCCUCGGCUCCCAGCAGACGUCUGGGCACUCUUCCAAACCCACAAACACGCUUCAAGGACCUGACAGGGAUAUUUUUCAUGGUGACCCUGAAUGUUCUGGCACUCCUGGCUAACACUGCUGUUCUGGUGGUUGUUAUGAAAGCCCCUCAUCUCAGGAAAUUUGCCUUUGUGUGUCACCUCUGUGCAGUGGACCUGCUGUGUGCCAUCCUGCUCAUGCCACUUGGCAUCGUAUCCAGCUCCCCGUACUUUGCCGGUGUGGUGUUCACUGUGCUGGAAUGCCAGGUCUACAUCUUCCUCAAUGUGACUCUCAUGGCUGCCUCUAUCUUCACCAUCACAGCCAUCAGCGUGGAACGCUAUUAUUACAUUGUCCACCCCAUGCGCUACGAGGUGAAGAUGACUCUGAAGCUGACCGCAGCAGUGGUGGUGAUGGUGUGGGUGGCCUCCGCCGUGCUGGGGCUGUCCACCGUGUUUGGAUGGCCGCCUCAUGGCAGCUUUGGCUCCAUCAGCGCUGCACAGUGCUCGCUGUACUGGAGCCACAGUGACCACAGGCGCAUUUUCUCCGUGCUCUUCAGCGUCACCUGCUUCUGCGUGCCUGCUGUUGUGAUUUUUGCCGUCUACUGUAACGUGUACAAGGUGGCUCGCGUGGCGGCUCGACAGCACGGACCUCUGCCGUCCUGGACAAACAGUCAGCUGAAGCAUCGGUCUGACUCGAUAAACAGCCAGACUACCAUCAUCACGACACGCAACGCCCCCCGCAGGUUUAAGCGUGAGCGGCCUUUUGGUGGCGGCAAAGCUGCCCUCACCCUGGUGGUUAUUGUUGGACAGUUCCUUAUCUGCUGGCUGCCUUACUUUGCCUUCCACCUCCGUUUGAUACUGGACACAUCACCGCAGAUCCCAGAGGACCUGGAGGAAACGGUCACCUGGCUCGCAUAUUCCUCGUUCGCUGUUAACCCAUUUUUCUAUGGACUUCUCAACCGGCAGAUCAGGGAGGAGCUUUGUAAGCUGAGGCGCUGCUACUCUGCCCGGCCCAUGGAGUUGGCCGUGUCCAGCCACGAGGGCUCAGGCCACGAGAACUUCCUGCAGUUCCUCCACAGGACCAGCUGCACAUUAGAGACACGCGCGAGCUUUGCCACGUCCAGUCCGAGAAGCACUCUGGAUCAAACCGGACAGGCGGCUUUCAGGAUACCAGGACAGAUCCCAGAAGAGUUCAGCUAGAUAUACCUCAGUGUUGUGCCACAGCUUUAGUAGUCUGCAAGGAUAAUAAUAAUAGUAAUAAUAAUGGUAAUGACUGAAGCACAAUGUUACUUAAUGAUGUUUGAUGAUGAUAUGUGCAAAGAUUGAAAUACAGAAUUAAAAAAUAAAGACUGUCUUUCAAAUAUAAUAAACAUUAUUCCUUUUAUCUAAAGAUGUAGUAAAACACUGGGAUAUUAAUGGACUUCUUCUUAAAAUAGUUUUCACUGUAUUCGUGAUAAAUGUUGCAGCGAUGCAGUUGCCUGUUACUGAUGGAAAGUUGCUAUUUACGUGCAAUCAAUAUUUGAAUCUAACACAAUGAAGACAAAGUGGUGUGGUGGUUAGAGGUGCAGCUUGGAGGCAGAAGGGUCACAGGCUCGCCUCCCAUCCUGUCCAUGGCUGUGGUGCCCUGAGCAAGCACCGAGCCUGGCCUACCUCAGGCUGCAGCCCACUCACACUACUGUGUGAACAAAUGGACAGAAUCAAUUAUUAUUAUUAUCAUCAGAUUUACACUUGAAGUCAAUCAUUUUAACAAUAAUCCUGAUCUCUGAAGACCGCUUGCUUUUAUACUUUAAAUAUGACUAUAGACUCUUUGUACGAGUAAUUAGAACACAAUCAGUUGUUGUAUUUAUCCUACAGGAAUUCGUGUACUGUAUUUAUUGCUAUGAAAGGAGGAGACAUAUUGCUUUUUGUUUAAAAUGUUACUUCUUAUUGAUUUCAAUGUGCAAAUAAACAUUUGUUACGUUGUUAA
This is a messenger RNA of Mugil cephalus (flathead mullet), 2389 nucleotides long. Its product is annotated as probable G-protein coupled receptor. Gene Ontology annotation, molecular function: G protein-coupled receptor activity. Bases 343 to 1623 code for a protein of 426 amino acids. The transcript has 2 exons. Lineage: Eukaryota; Metazoa; Chordata; Actinopteri; Mugiliformes; Mugilidae. The record is from RefSeq and is a predicted model, not a curated record. Gene Ontology annotation, cellular component: signaling receptor complex; endosome; plasma membrane. Gene Ontology annotation, biological process: G protein-coupled receptor signaling pathway.